GUCCCAAGAGCGCUCUAUUCAGGUCUGGGGUCCUGAUUGGGAACGCCGCGUGGCUUUUGAAGGAGGUGUUGUGACCUCUCUGUUCUUCUGCUCGUCUCUGAACAUGCUGCUGUCGGCUGCAAACGAUUGUUCCAUCCGCUGCUGGAGCGUGGAAGACGGUGACGCGGUUCAGUGCGUCCACACAGAGCGGGACAACCCUCCGAUGAUCAUCGGUGGCACGAGGAAGGGAGACGCUUUCUUCUCCUUCUCUCGCCGCGGGGUCGACUUCUGGUCCAUCAGAAACUUGUACACACUCCACUGCGCACUGGAACGACGCCAAAAAGCUCCUCUGAGACAAAUCCUAGUCACCUCCUUUCCUGCUCCCUUCCCCACCAGAGUCCUGUGUGUGAGCGGCGAUGGGGACAUCUCGCUGGUUGCCGCGGAAACCGGAGCGUUGUUGACUUCUUUCAGGGCGGAGCAGAGGGUUUCGUGUGCAGACUACUGCCUGCAGAAAGAGAUCCUGUUAGCGCUGACCGAUACAGGGACGCUGCUACAAGCUAACACGCUGACCAAUCCGGUCACUUUGAUGAACGAGUGGCGGGGGAGGGGGCAGGGACCCUGGCAGCGCGAAGGCCAUGUGACUGAAGAGGACGCCCAAAAUCUGCCCGUCCCCGGCGCGGCGUGCUGCAUGGUACUCUACUGCCAUGUGAGAGAAACACAGAACGCUCUGGAGGAGUGGAGGAGUCUGCAGGACGGCAGAGGACGCAGCCAGAGGAAGAAGAAAGAUCUCCACGAUGACAAGAACAUCUUUCUGAUCGUCCUCGGACACGCCGGAGGCUGCGUGAGCGUUCUGAGGUUCAGUGACGGGAAGGUCAUGUGCAGGACGCCGGCGCACAACGGCCAGAGAGUCACCGCAACGCACGUGUACCCCGAGCACAGCUACCUCCUGACAACAGGUGAGGACUUGACCUUGGUGGUAUGGAAGGUUAACCCUUUCUUCGAGGAGUGUCUGAGCCUGCAGGUCAGUCUACACUGCGCUCUGCCUCAGGUCCACCUGGCGGCUCUCGGGCCCCGCCUGGUCCUGACCCACCACGAUCCCAGCAGUGGCACGUACAAGCUGGUCCACUUAAACCUCCUCCAGCAGAGUCCGGCUGAAGCCCCGCCCCCAGAGGGACACUCAGACCACAUCACAGGUCGGUUAAAGUCCUGUGUGUGAAUCUGUUGAUUUGUUUGUGAAUGACUCGCUGCUGUUGUGUUUUUCUCUCAGGUGUGUGUGUGUGUCCUGAUCUGGAUGUGUGUGUGUCCUGCAGUCUGGACCGGACUGUGUGUGUCUGGAACGAGCAGAAUCAACUUCUCAGGUGAGAGCUCCAAACCUCCAGCUGUUUGUCCUGA
Messenger RNA from Labrus mixtus (cuckoo wrasse), 1371 nucleotides. It is a transcript of the gene wdr97, whose product is annotated as WD repeat domain 97. The record is from RefSeq and is a predicted model, not a curated record. The coding region runs from base 104 to 1195 and encodes 363 amino acids. The transcript has 4 exons. Lineage: Eukaryota; Metazoa; Chordata; Actinopteri; Labriformes; Labridae. Gene Ontology annotation, molecular function: protein binding.